Alosa sapidissima (American shad) is the source of this 2299-nucleotide messenger RNA. It is a transcript of the gene fndc10, whose product is annotated as fibronectin type III domain containing 10. The record is from RefSeq and is a predicted model, not a curated record. Bases 528 to 1595 code for a protein of 355 amino acids. The transcript is spliced from 2 exons. Lineage: Eukaryota; Metazoa; Chordata; Actinopteri; Clupeiformes; Clupeidae.
CAUACACACAUACUCACAAACAAACAAAUAAAGCAAUACAUUAAUAAAUAACUCCCACGUUAAAGUGUGGCGUGAGCACUAUGCCACUGUACGGGAUACAACACGCAGUCCGGAGCAGUAAGACCUCCUGGCUGCUGGACAAGAGAGAGCCACAGACGAGGAACCAGUGAUGUGAAAGGGGACUAGUAGCCUAAAUAUGACUCAUGCCGUUGACUGGUGAGGAUGACUUUAAACAUCCUGACACUUCAACUGUCUCUCCUCCUCUCUCACGACAGGAAGACACAUCGGAGCAUCAAGGACGCUAGAGGCAGCCGCGACAAGUCAGCCUUGUCCCCUGUGGAGUAGACUAGCCUAAUUCCAAGGUUUGGAUUUAACGAGUUAGUCAGUAUAAGGAAGGAUGUGUUAUGGCAGCGAAGGAGGUGCAUCUCUGCCUUCCCUCUGUUUUCGGAUGUCCAUCGGUUGUGACAGCGCUGUCUACCAUUUCUGACCACCGUAUGCCAUCAACAGUACACUGAAGAGGCUGCACUAUGACAGGUCUGCCUAUAUUGGCUCUCAUCUCCUUUUUCUUACUGCUGCUCUGUGCGACCCAUGCGGGUGCGUCUCUCCGCAGCUGGGAGUCGCGUUCUUCUCCGGGAUCAUCAUCACCCUCUUCGGAUGAAGGAGGCGUGAGUCGCAGGGCAGUGACCUCGAAAGCGGGCUCGCAUCUUAACCAGAUCAAUCAUCAAAACGCCAGCAGUCCACAGGGAUUCCUUAACCUAGAUACUGACUCAGCCAUACCAAAACCACAGGAAAGCACCCUCAGCCAUAAAAUUGGAAACACUUCAAACUCUAACACCAGCAACACCACCAGUCUGACAUUCAGAUCACCAAGCCAUGUCCAGGACAGCUCGGGAGACGCGGGGCCGACAUGUGCCUAUCAACUACUGGAGCAGGGCGGCACAGACCGCCUCUGUUUCCGCCAAACUCAACGGCAUCUCACUUGCCCCAGCAAAGACUGCGAGAGAGUGAGGUCUCCUGGAGGGUCAUUGGUGGCCAAUGUGUUCUCCAACGGCAGCGUGCUGAUCCAGUGGACAGCCCAGGAGGAUGCUCAGUUAGCAAACAGAUGGGGUAUGGCAGACUGGCCCCUACACCAUGCCCACCGCACAGCCAUGGAGACUCAAGGUGCUGGUUUGGCAGGAGGGGGGCAGGAGGGGGGGAGACCUGUGACAGCCCAGCCUAGAGUCCCAAAGCGGGUGGCCAGGCGACUGGGUGGGUUCAGGCUGAGCUGCUGGUGGAACGGCAGCUACACUCAGUUUGAGUGCACGGGAGUCCAUCUUGGCUCCAGCUGCAGGGACUACCUGCUGAGCGAGUUGCAUGAGAAUGUGCCCUACCGCAUCUGCCUGCGACCCAUCACGACUGUGUGGAGUUCCAAUGGCGACGACUGUGUGGAGUUCAGCGUCUCUCCCACGGGGAUGCAGGACAUUGUGAUUGCCAUGACGACCGUGGGAGGAGCCAUCUGUGUGAUGCUGGUCAUCAUCUGUCUGCUGGUGGCUUACAUCACUGAAAACAUCAUGAGUCCUACCACACACACACAUAUGUCGCACACACACCACUAGGAUGCCAUCACACACUCACACUCAUAUUUACACACACACCAUCACAUUCCAACCACUAACACCACCCACGUAACACAGGUACUCAUGCACAUUUACUCAAACUACUCACAUCUACACGUUCCACUAAAAUAUUAGGUCAUGUGACUGAAAGUUAAUGCAUGGCAUAACCUCCACAUUACUAGAUUAAAACCCACCUAAACUUAUGGCAUCACAAUUUCCUCUUGACUUGAAAUAACCUCUACUGUAUUCUCAAGUAUACUGUUUGUCAAAAUUCAGAAUUGCUGAAUUUCUUCGAAUAAUGUAUAAAGGUUAGAUGUGAAUUUACCUUAUCAGUGUUAAUCCUCCCUAUGUUGUCAUUCAUAAUAUUGUACUGACCUUAUAGGAAAAAUAAUAAUACUUGAGAGUACUUUAGUUAUGUGAAAUGCCAAAUGCAAUUUUCGCCAAAAGGCAUUGAUUUAGUGUAUUUGUGUGUUGUCAAUUAUUAUAGGUUUUCACAAAUCAUCAAGACAAACUUUUUUCAAAGAGUUGUUUUCACCGACUACGCUGUACAUGCUAAUGAACCCCAAAACCUGACAAAAUGACAAAUAUGCCUUAUAAUUCCACACCUGUGCUCGCAAAAGUAGUAAUAAUGCUGUAGGCUUACUUUAGGGACCUAGACUGUUUGUCAGUCAGUAUAAAUACUGUGUUCUACCCUUUGUGAUCAA